ACCAAUCACAGUCCAGAACUCAGCAGCACCGUGAUUUACAUUAAUAUACCCCCCACCCCCAUCACCGUGUGUGAAUUCAUUAGUACACACAGGUAAACUUCCUCUCUGCGUAUUUUCAUAGGAACACAUUUGACUUCCCACUUAUUAUAACCAGGUCAGUGAGCUAAGCGAACAUGCAGACACAAAGCUGAUCACAGCUACAUUUGUUAACAGCAGGGAUGAAGAUGCUUCAGCUGGUUACGAUUCUACUCACGCUGUCCGGAGUUCUCGCUCCCUAUGAUUUGGGUGUGAACUAUCCGGAUAAUCUGAUCUGUGCUGUGAGAGGAUUCAGUGUCUCCAUUCCCUGUAGUUAUUAUUAUUAUUCUUAUCCAACAUCAAAUCCCAGUAUUCAGGUGAUACAAAAGCUUUGGUGCUCAAUGAACUCAAACACAGACGUGUGUAUGAACCCCCCACAUGUUUAUAACAGCUCAUCAAUCACCACAUCAGACUUUGAGUACGCUGGAGACGACAAAUCAAACUGCACUUUGUUAAUCCACAAUGUACAGUUCAGUUAUUCUGGAGAGUACAGAUUCAGAUUUAUAACAACUGAUGUGCCCAGUGGAAGAUUCACAGGUAAACCUGGACCGACUCUACAAGUUGCAGAUUUAAAGGUGUCACUAAUCAGGCUCAGUGGAAUCGGAACCCUUAAACAAGGAGACUCGUUAAAUCUGACGUGUGAUGUGAACUGCACACAAAGUUCCUCACAGUUUGUGUGGUCUAAGAACAACGAGCGCUUAAAUACAUCAGGACGCGUUCUUCACUUUCCUGCUGUAACCGUGAGGGAUUCUGGGAAUUACACCUGCACUUGGAAAACCAACAGGGCGUCAGGAUCUGAAACGAUCAGCCUUCUCGUCGAGGGUGAAAAUCAUCAGCCAAACUGGAUCAUUGCUGUGGUGACAUCUGGAGUGAUUUUCAUCAUCUUAGUCCUCUUAGGAGCUGCGAUUUGCAACAGAAGGAGGAAACCCGACGCUCCGGAAGACAACAGCAGAAACGCUGGAGAGCAAACACAGUCCCCGCAGGUAAAGCAGCUUCCUCUGCCCAAUGAAGAAGUGCCGCAGCAGGGGGAAGUGACUUAUGCAACUGUGUGUGCCAAAGACAACAAUCUGAACAAUGGGCGUGUCCACACUGAGCAGAAGAAGGAGGACAUAUCUGUUAUCUACAGUACUGUGACAAUAAAAUGAUCACGUAUUUGACAUCAUAUCUUGAGGCGCUUAUUUUACUCAGGCAGCUUAAGGGGGGGGUUGACUAUGCAACCUGGCACGCUACUAGAAGAUGGAUUCAGAGUGCACAGUAGUGACACCUGCUGGUGAAGAGGAUGUUUUACACACACUCCUGCUGCCCAGUGUGAUGUGAUCCUGACACACUCCUUCUUCUUGAUCAAUCCUAAAUGCUCUACUCCUGCUUCUUCAUCUUAGAGCUUUCUACAGGUCCACCUCACAUUCCUGCUGCAGUAGAUAAUCUCAUCUGGACACCACAGAUUUGAACUUCCUAUGACCUGCAGCUGUAAUUAUAAAGACUGUCUCAUGUUCAUCCCAGGAUUCUGAUUCACAGUAUGAUGAUAGAGAACCUCUCGUAUCAUUGCAACACACAUUACUAUGUGCCUUUUCUCUGUAAUGAUUUAUAAUCCCACUAUCCAGUGGGACGCAGAAGAGGAUCUGUUCCUACUCUAAUUCUGGUUCUUCCUCAUGCCGUCUAACAGUUUUUCCUUCCUCAUCACCUCUGGAUUGUUAGAUUAGGGACCUAAAUCUACAUCCAGAUUUCUGUAAAGCUACACCAAAAAAGUAACUGAUUUUGAUUUGUAAAAUUGAAUUAAAAUAUAUAUUUUUAACUUGUUUGUAAGUUAGUCAAGAGCUGAUAAUAUAUUACAUUUGCAGUUUCUUCUUUUUUUUUUGUCUUAAACUGUAGUAAUAAACAUAUCAAAUAUCAACAGAAAAAUGUUUAGUUCACUUUUUACCCACUCAGGACCACCACAUUAUCAUAAACUUAGCAGCUGUAGAGAAGUCUUUAUGCCCUGCCCACUUCACAAUCACGUCACGUCACAGCAAACCAGUGACUACAUUUCCCAUCCUGCACUGCGGCCUACAAACACUCGUCUUCAUUCUAAUCACGCGCACCUGCAUCCAAUUCACAGCACAAUCACAACCACAGGUUAGAAGGACUUUAUAUCACUUCACCCUUUGUGAAGUAAACGCUCGUUACCUUCAGUCUCCGGCGUUACAAGCCUGGAUACUGUGUUUGUUUAUUCUGGUUUUGACCUUUUUUUGGCCUGAUAUAUUUUAAUACUAGAUUUUAGGUUUUAUUAAGU
Ictalurus punctatus (channel catfish) is the source of this 2344-nucleotide messenger RNA. RefSeq lists its product as uncharacterized. The coding region runs from base 219 to 1220 and encodes 333 amino acids. Lineage: Eukaryota; Metazoa; Chordata; Actinopteri; Siluriformes; Ictaluridae. The transcript is spliced from 7 exons. The record is from RefSeq and is a predicted model, not a curated record.